Messenger RNA from Lucilia cuprina (Australian sheep blowfly), 943 nucleotides. Its product is annotated as transcription factor mef2A-like. The record is from RefSeq and is a predicted model, not a curated record. The coding region runs from base 1 to 615 and encodes 204 amino acids. Gene Ontology annotation, molecular function: DNA binding. Lineage: Eukaryota; Metazoa; Arthropoda; Insecta; Diptera; Calliphoridae. The transcript has 3 exons.
AUGCCUCCAGUUUGGUUUCAAAAUCGUCGUGCCAAAUGGCGUAAAGCAGAACGCCUUAAGGAUGAACAACGCAAGCGUGAAAAUGGCGAUUGUAGUAGUGUAUCAUUGGAUAAGUUGCAUGACAGCCGCGAAUCCUCACCCGAUAUAACCGGUGAAAUGGAUGAUGAUGAACCACAUCAUCAACGUUCACACAGUCCCGGCCCAGGAUCAUCACACCUAAGUCCUCACGGCGGCACUGGUAUGGAUUCAGACAAUGAAAGACCUUUGUCAUCGAAUCAAAUGAACAGUGGACAUUCAGGCUCACAAUCAGUGGGCUCAAUAAGUGCCGGUUCACCCUCACCAGGCGCUAGAACACCACGAAAUCCUACCAAUAGCCCAUCUAAUUCACGUAAUACCGAUUCACCCAUAGAAGUGGGUGGACCCAUAUCAUUGUCAACACGUUCAAGUAGCGCAUCAACGACACCAACUACCAGUUUAAAUACAGCCAAUGCCGCCCAACAAUUUGGUACUCAUAUAUUUGGUACAUUUGGCAGUUCGAACACAGCGGGCAGUAAUAAUAAUGGCAACAACAACAACAAUAACAACAACAGUAGCAACAAUAAUAAUGAAACGUAAGUACAUUAAGGUAUCGAUUAUUGUUUAAUAAACAACAAACAGUUUUAAUGCGAGACACGUGUAUAAGACAAUUUAGGCAUCAUUACACUCAACAGAGAAGAAGAAAAGAUCUUAAUGUUUCCGCCCGGCAUUAUGUUUCCGCUAAAAAUUCCAGCCAUAUCCGUUUAAGAUUAACACUGACUUUGUUUAUACGAGGCAAACUGUUAUUUUACUACUUUAUACGUUAGUGGUUAAAUUGUUUAAAAGAGAAAACAUUAAGGCUUAUAUAUCCUUUUGACCAAACAACAAAGAAAAACAAACAAACAUAAGUGUGCAAACAAUUUAAAAG